Molecule: messenger RNA, 808 nt
Organism: Callithrix jacchus (white-tufted-ear marmoset)
Lineage: Eukaryota; Metazoa; Chordata; Mammalia; Primates; Cebidae
Gene: TMEM265
Product: transmembrane protein 265
Cellular component (GO): membrane
Source: RefSeq, a predicted model, not a curated record
CUUCAGGUGGAUGGCCACCCAACCCCACCCCUGGGCUUGGCUUGGAGCCCUGAGUCAGCUCCAUCACCACCCAAGCCAAACCAAAGCUGAGGCUGGAGCCGAAACUCAAGAGUCCCUCAAGGCCUAUAGCCAGGUGAUGGAGGACGAGGAGAAGGCAGUGGAGAUUUUGAUGAGCAACACGGAAGCUGCUCAUCCUCCAUCCCCCAUCCGAUGCUGCUGGCUCCACCUCCGCUGCUUGGCAGCUACUAGCGUUAUCUGUGGCUGCUCUUGCCUGGGAGUCAUGGCUCUGGUGUUUGCCAUCAAGGCGGAAGAGCGGCAUAAGGCAGGCCGGUCCGAGGAGGCAGUGCGCUUGGGGGCCCGGGCCCGGAAAUUCAUCCUGGCCAGCUUUGCUGUCUGGUGUGCUGUCCUCGUUCUGGGCCCCCUGCUGCUGUGGUUGCUCUCCUACGCCAUCGCUCAGGCUGAGUGACCCUGGGUGGCCUGUGCUGAGAGCCAGCCAAGACCACCUGGAUCCUACAAUGCGGCAUUGCUAAGGUCCUGUGACAGCAGUGGUCCUGGUUGGAAGGAUGGGGACUCUCUCAAGGGGCUUUGGAAGAGCUCUUCUAGCCCUUUAUAAAAGGAGGGCAGCGGCUGAGACUGAUUCGAGAAAGGCAGCCUGCUCCGUUCUUUCAGGGCCCACCACCCCCAUCUCCCCCUACCCCAGCCCACCCUAGGGCCUCUACCCAGCGAGGGGCGGUGGGAGGGGGGAUUUAACACCAGAUCUGGUUUUAUUAGAGUUUGUUUUGUAAUAAAAGCCUUUUUAGUGGUGAAA